Erythranthe guttata (spotted monkey flower) is the source of this 2311-nucleotide messenger RNA. The record is from RefSeq and is a predicted model, not a curated record. NCBI's taxonomy places the organism in Eukaryota, Viridiplantae, Streptophyta, Magnoliopsida, Lamiales, Phrymaceae.
CUCUCCUUCUACCUCCUCUCGUUUUUUCGUAAAACGGGCUCGAAGAACCUUCCACCGGGCUCAAAUGGUUGGCCAUUGCUCGGGGAAAACAUGGAGUUCGCCUUUUCGGGCCCACAAAAGUUCAUCCAGGAUAGAAUGCGGAAAUACUCGCCGGAGGUAUUCAUGACCUCCUUGUUGGGACAAAAAAUCGCAAUAUUUUGCGGUGCGAAAGGCAACAAAUUCCUCUUCAUGAACGACGACAAACUUUUCACCUCCUUCUGGCUUCAAUCCAUGAAGAAAGCCUUGUUGUUCCCCGAACCGGCGAAAGGCAACUUCAUAUCAAUUCUAAAACGGAGCUACCACGGCGACUUUCUCAAACCGGAGGCCUUGAAACAGUAUAUUCCUGCGAUGGAUGCCCUGGCCCGCCAGCAUCUGGAUAGUUACUGGAUCCCCAAUUCAGUUGUCGAGGUUUUUCCGUUGUCCAAGAAGUACACUUUCGAGCUAGCGUGUAGAUUGUUUCUGAACGUGGUUGAUCCAGCGCACAUAGGUAAGCUCUCCGGUCCGUUCACACUCGUGACUAGCGGGAUGCUAUAUGUGCCCGUGAAUUUGCCCGGUACGGCUUAUCACCGUGCGGUCAAAGGAGGUAAAUUGGUGCGCGAAAAGGUGGUGAGUAUAGUUACAAAGAGGAGGAAGGAGCUUGUGAUGAACGAGGAAACGGAGGGUCGAGAUUUGUUGUCAAAGAUGCUGCUUCUGACGGACGAAGACGGACGGUUUCUGAGUGAAAUGGAGGUUUCCAACAUCUUCAUUGGUUAUCUAGUGGCUAGCUACAUGACCACCAGCUCUGCAAUCACUGUUGUCAUGAAUUACCUUGCUGAAUUUCCCCAUGUUUAUCGAGAGGUUUUCAAAGGUGACGAUCUUUUUUUUUUCUUUUCUUUCUUUUUUCGAUUUUUGGCUUCCAAAAACCAGUCCUCUCUUGCAGAACAAAUGGCGAUUGCGAAAUCGAAAGGUCCCGACGAGUUAUUGACAUGGGAAGACAUCGAAAAGAUGAAGUAUUCGUGGAACGUGGCUCGUGAAUCGUUUCGGCUAAUGCCACCUGCGCAAGGGGCGAUUAGGGAAACCACAAAUGAGUUCACCUAUGCUGGUUUCACCAUUCCUAAAGGAUCAAAGAUAGUUUGGACGGUUCAUUCGUCCCACAAGAAUCCGGAGUACUUUCCGGAGCCGGAAAAGUUUGAUCCGACGAGAUUUGAGGGGAGCGGGCCCGCUCCUUACACGUAUGUGCCGUUUGGAGGAGGGUCAAGAAUAUGCCCCGGAAUAGAAUACGCAAGGCUAGAAGUACUGGUUUUCAUGCACAAUGUGGUAACAAGAUUCAAACUCGAAAAGGCAAUCCCAAAUGAGAAGAUUUUGUUCCAUGCUGAAACGGUACCUGCUCACGGCCUUCCUCUUCGUCUCCACCCACACGAAAAAUAAGCUCAUAGUUUUCUUCCGUCUUCUGUCACUUCUUUUUUCUUUUUCUUUUUCUUUUUUUAAAUGCUUUGUAAGAUGUUAAAUCCCAUGAAUGUAUUUGUAGUUUUUGAGGUUUUGUUUUUCAAUAAUCUGUGGUAACAGACUAACAGAAGCUCAGCAUGUAAAAAGGGCCGAGUGCAAUAAAAUGUAGUUGUUUUUGUGCAAGUUUGUGAAUUUUAUGUUUGACAACUAUCUUGAAUUGUCUUCAAUUAAUUUUAUUUAUUCUCUAAUUAAUUUUAAUGAUCUUUAGUUAGUUUCUAAUUGUCUUGAGUUCGAGCUUUUGUCGAGCCGGCUCGGCACAUUUACACCCAUAUAUUGGACUGUGCAUUCAUCACACAAGAAUCGCGAAAGUUACCUCCACCCCCAUCAAAAUUAAUAAAACCCCUGUAAUAAUUUCCUAUGAGAAAUAAUCUCUGACAUGUUUGAAUUUUUGCAUAUUUUUCACGACUCAGAUCUCGAGUUUAGGCAAACCUAAUCCUGUAAUUGACCAUUCGAUAUCCCUAUUCAUUCUAAUUUUAUAUAGACUGCGCACGCAAGGUCAAAUUUAAAAUAAUCAAGAAAUGCAGAACUCGUGAACUCGAGCUCGAGCUUGCUGAUGAAGCUCGUGAGCCACUUGCUACUCUACAAUCCGGCAUAGGAAUCCAAAGGGAUAAGAUACGGAUCGAUACGUAAUUAGGUUUGGUACACCAAACCUAAUGUAUUGACACACCACUCCACAUAAUUAGGCUACUAAUAGAUGAUAUACUUUUUUUCAAGGCCUUGUGUGUAUGCCUCCAAAUCUCCCAAAUUGCUUCAGUCCUAUGUAUAUAUAUACUACACACUUGUGAUU